Molecule: messenger RNA, 726 nt
Organism: Morus notabilis
Lineage: Eukaryota; Viridiplantae; Streptophyta; Magnoliopsida; Rosales; Moraceae
Exons: 1
Coding region: 187-726 (179 amino acids)
Source: RefSeq, a predicted model, not a curated record
UUAGGAUUAACUCCAAAAUUUAGCCGCCGUGCUGUUGCAAGAUUAACCCUAAUUAAUAAUUUGAUCAAAUCUACAGCAUCAACGCGUACAAGUUUUUUGUCUCCAAUAUGAUCUGAUCCACAAUCCAACCAUAUAAUCAUAUAAUAUAUGCCAAAUUAAGAAAGCACAUAUACGAUCAUAUUAUACAUGGGCAAUAAUAUUUGUAACUCUCACCAGUCGACAUCCGUAGCCACCGUGAAGCUGAUUCUCGAAGAUGGACAACUCAGGGAAUUCUCACAGCCCGUUAAGGUCUCUCAGGUUCUUCACAAUAAUUCCACAAGCUUCGUAUGCGACUCCGACGACAUGGAUUUCGGGGAGUUUAUUUCCGCCGUUGAUGAUGAUGAAGAGCUUCAGCUAGGUCAGCUUUAUUUUGUGCUUCCGUUGGCCUGUUUGAACCGUCCGGUUCUGGCGGAGGAGUUGGCGGCUUUGGCCUUAAAGGCAAGCGAGGCGCUUAGAAAGUUGAAAGGCGGCAGGGGGCCGGCGAGGUGCUGUGGAGAUAAAGGGGUGGAGACCUUGGAGUUUGCCAUCAAGAAGGAUGUCCGAAUGGCGGAAACCGUUGGCGGCUACGGUGGUGAUCGGACGAGAGAGUUUGAGAGAGGGCGAAGAGGGAGAGGGAGAGGAAGAGGAGGUGGUAGGGUUGAACGACAGCGUUUUGUUGCGGAGUUGAGUCUGAUUGUGGAGGAGUAA